This is a messenger RNA of Symbiodinium sp. CCMP2592, 429 nucleotides long. The record is from the annotation of a GenBank genome assembly. Lineage: Eukaryota; Dinophyceae; Suessiales; Symbiodiniaceae.
AUGGGAGUUCCGAUGCUCCGACCGAGCCCUAGCAGCCCUGGCUUACCAAGCAUCCUCGCGUUGAACCCAGCCUGGCUGGACAUCUUCCGUUUCUGCAGCAUCCGAGACCUAGGUGCCAGCUUGGCAGUCGACCGGAAUUGGAGAGCCGCCGGCGACUCCCACCACGUGUGGGCCGAUGCCUAUGAUCGAACGCAAAGAGUGGAUGACUCCAGUGCUCCGAGCGGUGAGAAUCUGCUCCGGUCGCUCAUCGAACGACCCUUCGGGGAGGAUGCGGUGGGAUGGCAUGUAGCGGUCCUGGCCGAAGACCACGGCUAUAGCAAUGAGCGCUACUACACAGGCUGGGAUAGCGGACGGGAGGCUUGCGCUCCAGAUUCCCAUGAGAUGCAGGACGAGUCGUUGCCUACAGUGCCGAAACCGACACCUACCUAA